This is a messenger RNA of Medicago truncatula (barrel medic), 401 nucleotides long. RefSeq names its product methylecgonone reductase. The coding region runs from base 40 to 375 and encodes 111 amino acids. Lineage: Eukaryota; Viridiplantae; Streptophyta; Magnoliopsida; Fabales; Fabaceae. The transcript has a single exon. The record is from RefSeq and is a predicted model, not a curated record. Gene Ontology annotation, molecular function: oxidoreductase activity.
AUGAAGCUUAAGCCUUGAAAUCAACAAAAAUAAAAAAAGAUGGAAGCAAAGAAAGUUCCAGAGGUGAUACUAAAUUCAGGGAAAAAGAUGCCAAUGAUAGGUUUUGGAACAUCAGAAAAUCCCUCUCCACCACAUGAAGUCCUCACCUCAAUUUUGGUUGAUGCCAUUGAAAUAGGCUACAGGCAUUUUGAUACUGCUUCUGUCUAUAAUACUGAAGAACCUCUAGGCCAAGCUGUGUCAAAAGCUUUAGAGCUAGGCCUCGUUAAAAAUCGCGAUGAACUGUUCGUUACUUCCAAGUUAUGGUGUACUGAUGCUCACCAUGACCUUGUUCUCCCAUCUCUCAAAACUACCAUCAAGCAAGCAUAUUUCUCUUAACUUCUUUUUUUCCGCUUCUUUUACGU